Scatophagus argus is the source of this 1726-nucleotide messenger RNA. It is a transcript of the gene ackr4b, whose product is annotated as atypical chemokine receptor 4b. The transcript is spliced from 2 exons. Gene Ontology annotation, cellular component: membrane. Gene Ontology annotation, molecular function: scavenger receptor activity; chemokine receptor activity; chemokine binding. The record is from RefSeq and is a predicted model, not a curated record. Bases 302 to 1411 code for a protein of 369 amino acids. Gene Ontology annotation, biological process: immune response; G protein-coupled receptor signaling pathway; chemotaxis. Lineage: Eukaryota; Metazoa; Chordata; Actinopteri; Scatophagidae.
UAUGCAGAAAACCAUACCAAGACAGCAAGGACUGCAGGAAUUUUAAUUUAUACAUUUGCCUUGCAACAUGGCACGCUCUUAAAGACACAGGCACAUGCACAGAGAGCUACGUGGUGAGGCGACGCGCUGCUGUCAGCAGUGAAGGGAGUGGGGUUGGCUGAGGCAAAGAGCUUACUCACUUCAGUGCUGUGGUGCAUACAGCGUCUCUCCUCAGGAUACACACUAACUGUUGGUGUGUGUGUGAUUUUAAGAAGAGGAUUCAAAUCAAACCUCAAAAAAGGAACACACACACACAAGCAAAAUGGAAGAUUUCGACUACAGUGAGGACUCCAGCUUUAAUGACAGUUACGAUUACAAUUAUGAACACAGCGUUUGCGACAAGGAGGCGGUGCGCUCAUUUGCAGGCAUCUUCCUCCCGAUCAUCUAUGCCUUGGCUCUGGUGGUUGGCCUGGCUGGGAAUGCCCUGGUAGUGGUGGUCUACACAUCAAAGGUGCGACUACGGACCCUGACAGAUGUGUGCAUCCUUAACCUCGCCAUUUCGGACCUGCUGCUUCUCUUCACCCUGCCUUUCUGGGCAGCGGAUGCUGUCCAUGGUUGGAAGUUGGGUCCCGAGGCCUGCAAGCUCACCUCCUUUCUCUACAGCACCAACUUCAGCUGUGGCAUGCUGAUGCUGGCAUGCAUCAGUGUGGAUCGCUACCGUGCUGUAGUCUGCAAUCCAACAGGCAGAACUGGGACAGGCCCACGAGCGAGGAGACUGUGGCUCCUGGUGUGUGUGUUGCUGUGGACUGUAGCAGGCUUUCUUGGUCUUCCAGAACUUAUCUUCUCCACAGUGAAGCACUCCCAUCACAGGAUGGCCUGUACAGCUGUUUACCCUAACAACAUGGCUCGACCUGCAAAGGCUGCCCUGGAGCUGCUGGAGGUGUUCCUUAGAUUCUUACUACCCUUCUUGGUCAUGGUGGUGUGCUACUGCUGUGUGGGCCGAGUGCUGAGUCAGGCAGCUGGGGUGCGGAGAGACCGGAAGUGGCGUGCCCUGCGGGUCCUGCUGGCAGUGGUGACUGUAUUCCUGCUAACCCAGCUGCCCUACAACGUGGUCAAGCUAUGCCGAGCAAUGGACGUUAUCUACAUCCUUGUGACCGACUGUGAUGUGAGCAAGGGCCUGGAUCAUGCUCUCCAAGUGACAGAGGGCCUGGCACUGACUCACGCCUGCAUUAACCCUGUCCUCUAUGCCUUCAUUGGGUCCUCCUUCAGGGGACAUGUCCUCAAGGCUGCAAAGCACCUUGGGCAGCGACUUGGGAGACACCCAAGACACGUCAACGAGGAACCAGCAGUGGAGAUUGCGCUCAACACGCACAACCAAACACAAUCCCAGUCUGGAUCAGAAGACCAAGACACCAGCACCUUUACUAUUUAAGACUCAAAGCAUGUUUCUGUUUUCCUGUAAGCAUCUAUACAAAAUCAUACAUCUAUGUAUAGAUUUUUACUACCGCACAAGAUAUAUAGUAUUAUUUUACUAUCAUACAAGAUAGACAUUAAUCAUUAGAAUUAAAAACCAUUUAUAAUUCUAAUAAUUCUUAGCAUGUAAAAUUUACAGCAUAUGUACAAUGAGUUUAUAUGCACUAACGAAGUAUUUUGUAUAAAUGAUGUAUUUUGUUAAAUAAAAGAACAAAGAUUUUCAGUGACAUGCAUCUACUAACAUUUGUUGCAAUUAAAUGCAGCUGAACAUCAA